This is a messenger RNA of Mercenaria mercenaria, 4292 nucleotides long. RefSeq names its product N-acetyllactosaminide beta-1,6-N-acetylglucosaminyl-transferase-like. Gene Ontology annotation, cellular component: membrane. The transcript is spliced from 3 exons. Gene Ontology annotation, molecular function: glycosyltransferase activity. Lineage: Eukaryota; Metazoa; Mollusca; Bivalvia; Venerida; Veneridae. The coding region runs from base 186 to 1136 and encodes 316 amino acids. The record is from RefSeq and is a predicted model, not a curated record.
CCAUUAGAAAUUCUGCUGGUAUCGACUGCAUUAAAAUAGUCAACAAAGAUCAGAAAGAGAUAACAAAAUCCAAACAGUUUACGAUAAAAUCAUCAAAUAUCAGUCUGGACUAUUACUUAAAGAUCACAGACAACUGCCAUUUAUUUCAUGCUUCCAGGGGCUAUAUUGACCAUCCUCUUUCUAAGAUGGAAUAUGCAUUCCCAAUGGCCUUUUCUAUACUGGUUUACAGAGACAUUGAACAAGUUGAAAGACUCUUGCGUUUAAUAUAUAGACCUCACAAUUUUUACUGCAUACAUUUGGAUAACAAAAUGAAAACAGCUGAGAAGGAAACCUUCCAGAAGAUAGCAAAUUGUUUGAACAACGUGUUUAUCGUUAAAGAACCAGUCAAUGUAGCAUGGGGAGAAUUUUCACUUUUAGAGGCAGAACUGCUAUGCAUGAGAACACUUGAGCCCUAUAAACAAUGGAAAUAUUACAUCAACCUUACCGGACAAGAAUUUCCAUUGAAAACCAACCGCCAGCUAGUUGCUAUCCUAAAAAGCAUAGACGGGGCAAACGUUGUUUACGGAUCUUUAAAAGCGUUUGAAUACUACAGUAGACGCUGGUCUAUGGUUAAAGCGCCACCACCUCGUAACAUAACAUUAGUCAAAGGAUCGAUGCAUGUUGCUGCCAACAGGCACUUAGUCGAAUUCUGCCUUCACGACCCAGUGUCACUUGAAUUCAUAGAAUGGUUAAAAGAAACAUGGAUUCCAGAUGAGUCUUUCUUCUCUUCAUUAAAUCAUAAUCCACAGUUGGGUAUACCAGGAUCUUUUCUCGGAGAACCAGAGGAAUACUGUUUGAAGCCGUUUUUCCUCCGUUACGUCAUCUGGCAGUUUAAAGGCUAUCGUGAUCAUGUUAAAACCUGCUAUGGAAAAUUUGUAAGACAAGUGUGUGUACUUGGAGUUGAGGAUCUACCCAGCGCGUACACUAGUGUUGGACUGUUUGCUAAUAAGUUUUACCUUGAUUUUGAACCUAUAGCUCUUGACUGUUUAGAAGAGCUGCUGUAUGAGAGAACAUGGAAAGAGUAUCUCGAAGACAUUUCUAUAGAUACGUCUUAUUAUAGUCAUUUAGACUACGCCAAACUGCAGUUAAAGCCAUGACACUCAUUUCGUUUAUGAACACCUUUUUUACUUUUUAUUUUUCGUUGAUACACAAGUAUUCUAUAUUUUUUUCCUAUAUUUUAGUUAUUUCUGUGAUUUAUCGGUUUAUCGAUGUUGUAGAAAAUUAACUAUUGUGAGUGCAUACAAUAUGUAUGAUAUCGGCCUUUUACAUAGGAAUGUUUAUAGGUUUUAUGGAUGUUUGAAAUUUACUCCAUCACCUGUUCAUUUAUUUAAUUUUUUGUAUUAUCAUGCAACAGAGAAAUAUGCAGGGUUAGACACAGUCAGGACUAAACGGAUCUUACAUGACUGCCUGUAUAAGACAGGGUUUUCCCAAACCCGAGGGGCAGCGUGGAAUGGAAAACCGAGCGCUAGCGAGGUAUUUUAUCCACGCUGUCUCGAAGGUUGGGAAAACACCUGCUUUACUCAGGCAGACAUGUUAGGUCAUUCUUCUUGCCUACUGUUGAUACUAUUGCAAUAUUUUCGAAGACAUUUCAAAUUAAAAAUUGUGCAUAGUAUUACUCUGUGACGUGUUAUUUUUAGCUGUUUAAAUGUCAAACCUCCAUAAGUGGUUGAACUAAUUAUUUUCAUGUUUAUUUGUCAUAAGGAAUGUUUUGGUAGCUUCCCCUGUGUUUCUUAGUAUUUGUUUUAGUUACUUUGUGUGUUUUGCCUGCUUUACUUCUGUGUAUCCUUGUUUUUUUUUUUUUUUUUUUUUUUUUUUUUUUUUUUUUUUUUUUUGUUUCAUCCCCAACUUUGAGCGUGAAAUAUACGAGAACCGCAAACCUUGUCGGUAUUAAUUUUUUUGCCUUGUGCGCCGUUGUAGUUGUUUCCCUUUACACUAAAAUAUCGAUAAACCGACUGCUUGGCAUUUAUAGGUAAACUCGGCUCUAGAUUUUUGAGCAACGCGUCUUGGUUAGAUAGAAUUAUUGAAGUAUGCAAAUUAAAGCAGAAUAUAACACAUCUUUAAGCUACUGUAAUUAAUUGUAUUUUAUGGACUUUGCUAGAUACCGACAUUGUUCCAUGAGUUAUAAAUAAUAAUAUUAUAUUAAACAAUUAGUAAAAUGUACGACUUUACAGAAAAAAUACUUGUUUAUCAUGCGUAUGUAAUGUGUAUUUUCUGUCAUGUAUAUGCUGAGUGAAGUUAUAAGUUUCGUUGAAUGCAUGGACCGAAAAUAUAAAAAUAAAAAAGUUUUUUUAGUUUUUAGCUUAGUUAUAGCCUGUUGUAUACUGGUAAUGCCGAUCUUAAUAUUUUUAUUUGUCUAGAGUCAGUUAUGUUUUUAGUUGUUGUAAGAUGCUUUAAUGUGCUUUAAUAUGUAUGUGGUAAAUUGUGAUUUUCUUAGUGUCAGCUAUGUUUUAUGCUGCUUUAAAUGUGCUUUAACAUGUACGCAAUUUCUUACAGCUGUUUUACUUAUGUUGACCUUAUCUACUUGUGUUUUUCGGAAAAUAAUGACAUAUGUUGUAUUUAUCCGACGUUAAUACAUUUUCUUGUAUCAUGUAUCUUGAAGAUCAUCAAAACCCAGGGCAUAGUGUAUGGUCAGUCAGGUGUAAAACUACUACAUUUAGAUAUUGCAACCAAAAUUGUCACAUACUGGGGUAGCGAGUAUCAUCGACAUACUCUAGUUUGUCAUAUUUACUCCAUUCUGUUGCCUGAGUUUGAAAUGAUUAAGAAAUGUUAGACAUUUCUGUUUCAUAAACUAUUAAUUGUGCAACGUAUUGAACGGUACAACAGUGAUAUUUUGAAUCACAGCCAUUUAUCAAACAUGUUUCUUCGUUUAAACGUUUUAUAUAUAUAUAGCUAUAAUGUCGAUCUCUCACAGACAACUCGGUGAUUUUGAAUAUCAUUUAUUAUAUAUAACAUUAUGCCAUUCCUAUUCUGGUGUGCGAGUAUAUUAAGUGUUUCUUUGUUUAUCUUAGCAGACUAGAAAUCAAACUAAAACCCUAGAAGUUUUUGAACAUUAGUGACCCAAACAUUUCUUAUUACUCUAUUAAGUUGUCAGUUUUAUCAAACUUUAAGCAUAAGUCAUGUUGAAGUCUGUUGAACAUUUGCAGGUUGGGAGAACUUCAAUUACUGUUGAAAUCGUUUUUAUUUGGGUAAUAUAAUAGGAAAAUACUUACAUAUACGAUGGAAUAUUGAAUUUUUUUAAUUUGAUUUGCACAUUGUUGUUGUUUGCGUAGUCAUUAUGUUCAUGAAAUUUAAGAUUUUCAGCUUAGCUAAGCAAGGUGCGCACCGGGGGAAGAAGUUAACCUUCGAUUUCUCUUGAUGAUGAUCAAUUACUAAAGACUUUCAAAUUAGAAUAAAUCACUUUAGUUUGUGGUAGCAAAACUACUAAAUAUCCUCUAUUUGAUAUGUGCCUUCUGAUAUUCAACGUAAUUUAAGACUUAGUAAUUAAAGGUUUAUCAUUUCAGCGCCCACAUGUUCCUUGCCCCGAUUAUUAUAGAAUAUAGGUCAAAAUCUAUGUUAUACAACUCACGCCGAAAAUCAAAACGACACCACUUACACAACAUCAAUGCAUAACAUUAUGACUUCUGCGGAAUGGUUGGAUUAAUCCCUACCUAAACGAUCUUGAGAGCAUCUGCGAUAAACCAAGCUGUCAUUGAUAGCAUGCUUGGACAAAGUAGCAUCAUUAAGGUAGCAGUUGGUAGUUUCCAGCCACAGAUUCGAAUUGGCCAGGGUUAAAAUCUGUCAUUAGAGAUAAAACCUUGAAGUAAAGGCUGUUUUGAUGUUUGAAAUAUUUGUUGAUGUGAGUUUUUGAUUAACAAGUUUAAGAAUGGUAUGUUGCAGAAAUUCUGGCAGAUGCGAAUGUAAGCUUGAUGGCAUUAUUUUCGUAUUCAGCUUCUCGUGAACUGUCAAAUAUCAUAUAAGCCUCACACAGUUGAAAAUAGUGAAAUAAGUAAUCGGUUGACAGGUAUUUUUGUCCAGGUCUGCAAGUAAUACUUGAAACUGGGUACAGAAUGCAUGUGGCAAUUUGGCUCUAUCAUUUCCCCUAACAUUUUAAGGCCACUUUGAGAAAUGGCUAAUUUGGGCUGAAAUGUCAUGUAUUUUCGCGGGCUGAAAUUAUCUUUCAGGUGGCUUGUGGAUUUAAAAAUCUAUGCUUUGUAUGAAGUUUACUAUGUAUUUUAUUUCUUUUUCAAGUAAGAUGUAAACAGGUAUCUUUUUAU